Olea europaea var. sylvestris is the source of this 2022-nucleotide messenger RNA. RefSeq lists its product as uncharacterized. Gene Ontology annotation, biological process: proteolysis. NCBI's taxonomy places the organism in Eukaryota, Viridiplantae, Streptophyta, Magnoliopsida, Lamiales, Oleaceae. The record is from RefSeq and is a predicted model, not a curated record. Gene Ontology annotation, molecular function: aspartic-type endopeptidase activity. The coding region runs from base 1 to 2022 and encodes 673 amino acids. The transcript has 6 exons.
AUGGCCGAAUUUGAGAUUCGUGGAUUACACAUCCAAUUGGAUGAAAGCCAAAGAGCUUGCACAGCAAUGAUUGAAACUGCUACAAUCAUUCCUGAUCUGCAAGAUGAAAUGGAAGCGUUGAGAGCUCAAUUGCGGGUACUCCAACGUCCGGUGGGCAAUGGGCAAGCUCCCGUACCCGAGUAUGCUCCUAGGCUCAGAAUUCCUGAACCGUGUACCUACGGAGGGGCACGUGAUGCAAAAGAAAUCGAAAACUUCUUGUUUGAUAUGGAACAGUACUUUCUAGCAGCUUCGAUCGAAGAUGAAGUUAGAAAGGAUAAACUCUUCACCUUUAUGGAAGGGUUGAAACCAUGGACACGUACAGAAUUUCAAAGACAGAAGGUUACUGAUUUGAGCACGGCCAUGGGAGCCGCUGAAUGCUUGAGCGACUACCAAACAGAUUCUAGAAAAGAUCGACCUUCGGGGAGUAAUCAAGCAAUUGGAGGUGGUAACAGAUCUUACAGACCCAGCUCGAACCCAAAUGGGGGAGAGCAUUACUCUCAGAAUAGAGAAGGAGCCUAUCAAAGCACCCGUGACUUUCAGGGAAACUAUCCUAAUAGCCGUCAAGGAAAUUUCAACGGCAGUAACAGUAACAACUGGAACAAAGGAAAAUUAGCAAGUGACGGGUCAAGUUCAAAGCAAGAGAUCCCGCAGGCUAAUUGUCAUAAUGAGACUGACUCUGAAGAGGAUGAGGAAGUAGUUGGGGCAUUUUCACAUCGGUGCAACACACUGUCGCAUCGGGUUGCUAAAAAGGAUGAUCUCCCAUUGAAAGAGGCAAAGAUGGAAGAAGCGAAGGCUCGAAUUUGUAGGGCCAAAGGCUUAAUGUACAUUGAUGUAAAAGUCAAUGGGAAGCCAAUCAGGGCUAUGGUGGAUACUGGUGCUACCCACAACUACCUUGCAUAUACCGAAGUAGAGCGGCUCGGACUUGUUCUAGAAAAGGGUAGUGGAAAGGUUGGGAGGAUGGGCGAGAAGAGUAUCUCGGCCAUGCAAUUUAGUAAGGGUUUCAAGAGAAAUGAACCCUCUUUUUUGUGCACUCUUCGAUUAGAGGAGAUCGAAGAAGCAAAUGGUCCUAUUCCAAAACCCGUUAAAAGGCUUAUUCAGGAAUUUGAGAAUAUCAUGCCGGAAGAAUUACCAAAGAAAUUACCACCAAGAAGGACGAUUGAUCAUGAGAUUGAACUUAUUCCAGGAGCCAAACUUCUCGCCGGGGCACCAUACCGUAUGUCUCAGCCUGAGCUUGAAGAGCUUAGGAAGCAAUUGGGGGAAAUGUUGGAGAGUGGAAUCAUUGUGCCUGCGAAGUCGCCAUACGAAGCUCCUGUAUUGUUUCAGAAAAAGGCCGAUGGUUCUCUUAGGAUGUGCUGCGACUAUCGAGCCUUAAACAAGAUUAUUGUAAAGAAUAGCUAUCCUAUCCCACUGGUUGUGGAUUGCUUCGAUCGACUGAGUCGAGCGAAGUAUUACACAAAAGUUGAUCUUAGGUCCGGAUACUGGUUGAAAAAGUUCAUGUGGACAAACCCGAUUUUAGCCUUACCGGAUAUGGCUAAACCAUUCGAAAUUCAUACAGAUGCUUCAGAUUUUGCCCUCGGUGGAGUCCUCAUGCAAGAAGGACAUCCAGUAGCAUAUGAGAGCCGGAAGUUAAACCAGACAGAACGUCGUUACUCGGCACAUGAAAAGGAAUUGUUAGCAGUUGUCCAUUGUAUUAAAGGAUGGCGUCACUAUCUGCUUGGGUCUCCAUUUAUUGUGAAGAUAGAUAACACUGUAGUUAGUCACUUCAUGUCCCAACCAAAACUAUCGAGCAAACAGGCUCGUUGCCAGAAAUUCCUUUCAGAGUUCAAUUUUAUUCGACGGACCGAUUUAGCUGUCAUCUGCUCUGUAGCUGCUCUUUCAGGGAGCGCAGUCUCCACGAACACUAGAGAACAAAUUCGGGCACUUAUGGAGAAGGACCCGACUACCCAAUAUUUGGUCGACCUUAUCAAGCAGGGUAAAACUUGA